AUGACUCUUGAAUUCCACCUGGAAAAGAUCAAAUACUUCAGAGGAGAAAUUCAGCCUAUUGUGUCCCCAAUGAGCUUCACCUGGACAAGGGAUGUGUUCCAAUUUGGGGAAGAAUUGCAGUUUUUCAGAAGCUUGCUGCCUUGGUACAUCGACAAAUUCAGGGACAUGUUCACCCACAUCCGCCAGGGCAAACUUCCACAAGCAAUUUCAGCCGCUGAAGAAGGCCUGCGAUUAGCAGAGAAUGAUGUUCAUGUCCUCGUGGCUGCCAAUUUUCGUCAAAUCUGCAGUCGACUGGGCGAUCUCGACUGCUGA
Molecule: messenger RNA, 312 nt
Organism: Penicillium odoratum
Lineage: Eukaryota; Fungi; Ascomycota; Eurotiomycetes; Eurotiales; Aspergillaceae
Exons: 1
Coding region: 1-312 (103 amino acids)
Source: RefSeq, a predicted model, not a curated record